Molecule: messenger RNA, 1413 nt
Organism: Penicillium lagena
Lineage: Eukaryota; Fungi; Ascomycota; Eurotiomycetes; Eurotiales; Aspergillaceae
Product: synembryn
Exons: 7
Coding region: 1-1413 (470 amino acids)
Biological process (GO): G protein-coupled receptor signaling pathway
Cellular component (GO): cytoplasm
Molecular function (GO): G-protein alpha-subunit binding; guanyl-nucleotide exchange factor activity
Source: RefSeq, a predicted model, not a curated record
AUGCAGUCCCGCCAGCUGCAGGGACCGGAAAAGCUCCAGCAGGUCACACAACUGCUGGAGACGCUCAACAAAGAUCUCCGCGACAAGACCCUUUCCUCGGCGCAGCGGGUUCAGAUCCUUCAGCAGCUCCGUCAGCACGGGACGAGCCCCGAGAACGCCGGCCCUAUCUAUUGCAAGAAUGGUAUCGAGACGUUAAUGCGGUAUGGUGUGGAUGGCGAGAACGCCGACAUACGGCGCACAGCAUUGCGGUGUGUCGCAAAUGCGCUUCUGCUAGAUGCGAAGAUGCGCCAAGUUUUUGUAGACACUGGAUACGGUGGGAAGCUUGCGGAGCGUCUGAAGGUCGAUAACUCGGAAGAUGAAAUGGUCGCCAGCAGGAUCCUGUUCUUUGCAACCUACGAUACCACGAUGAACUAUGACGAUCUGAUCAACAAACAUUCUCUAGGGGAUAAUAUCAACUACCAAUUAAGCCGGCACGCCAAACAGUUCCCCAAAUCAGGAAGAACGCCAUUGACACAGAUCGACGAACUGGCCCUGAUAGAUUCCCUCAAGCUGAUUUUUAACAUUUCCAAAAUCUACCCUGACCUCGCGGUUACCUUCUCUCCGUCCAUCCCGCACGUCCUGAAGAUCAUCAGUCGCGUCGACAUUCCCGAGAAGCCCUUGGAUGGGCUGGUGGGAUACUUGAUCAACUGUCUCUCGGUCCUCGAUUUAGAACAGAAGAAGGGCAGCCACUUUGAGAGCAACCCUCUGUUCCCCAAAUUCAACACGAACUGCAACGUCGAUAAGUUGAUCAAUAUCCUGGACCAGGCUGUGUCGGUCUAUGCCCCAGAAGAACUGGAAGUCAAAGCCAUCCCCCUCCUACAUUCCCUCAUCGUCGUCCACGAACAGGCACCUGAUGGGCCCCGCAAGUACAUGCAGUGGCUGCUUCUGCCGGACGAUAACGACCGAAGUCUGCCCAUUGGACAGACCGACACCCUGUCAUCACGACUGUUGAAGCUGUCGACAACCCCUUACCAGAAUCUUAAGAUUGCCAUCUCGGACCUGAUGUUUGUGCUGUCCGGAAAGGACGCGGAGAACAUGACAAAGCGGAUUGGAUAUGGUUUCGCCGCUGGAUUCCUGGCAUCCCGCGGCAUGGAGAUUCCGCAGACAGCCGGGGAAGCCUUUGCGACGAACCCGACAAACGGGAACGACCUCAACUCAGGAAUCAAUCCGGUCACUGGACAGCGGCUUGCCGCCGAACCGGAGGAUACUGGCCCGCCGAUGACAGAGGAGGAGAAGGAGCGAGAGGCCGAAAGGCUCUUUGUGCUUUUUGAGAGGGCGCGAGCGAAUGGCCUCAUCACGGCUGAAAAUCCGGUGGCCCAGGCUCUUCGCGAAGGAAGAUUUGAGGAGUUGCCAGAUGAUGCUGACAGUGACUGA